AUGCGGCUGCUUCUUGAACUCUGUCUGUUGUCCUGGAUGCUCGAAGAAUGCGAAUCGAAGCCACUGACUCUAGUCUGCAAUGCGAUCUACAGCUUCGAAAUUCGGGUGCCCAUUAUUUGGCCGGAUGAGUGUCGAAAUCCUGAAAAUUUGACUAUUGUGCAGUGCAAAUUUGUGCGAGUUAUCCCGCUUUCGGAAGACGUACCUGCCGAAAUAACCAUCACAUGUGAAAGUUUACCUGCAAAAAAUCGGAAUUUCAUUGAUUGGUCAGAAGAAGACCAUUGCUACUAUAUAAUAGCAACGAAUGGUACCAUUUAUCAGACCUGUACCUGCUCUAGUCAUUUCUGCACCGAUUACAUUUAUCAGCCGUCGCUACAAGAACUGACAUUCAUACGGGCCUCUGUGAAUCCGUUUUGGAUUAUGAGUGACAUCUCGCCGUCUGCAAUCGCAUUCAUGUUCGCUAUGAUAUUCGCCAAUCUACUCAUCUUCGUUAUUGUUUUUGACGACAUCACCUAUCUCUACUUGUUCAUUUGUGUUUAUUUCGCUGGGUUUCGUGAUUCGCGCUAUGUUUUACGGCAAAAGCGGCAAAAGCUGUGGCAAAUGGAGGAAUUGUUGAAAGAUUAC
This is a messenger RNA of Gongylonema pulchrum, 621 nucleotides long. NCBI's taxonomy places the organism in Eukaryota, Metazoa, Nematoda, Chromadorea, Rhabditida, Gongylonematidae. The record is from the annotation of a GenBank genome assembly.